Molecule: messenger RNA, 1945 nt
Organism: Zea mays
Lineage: Eukaryota; Viridiplantae; Streptophyta; Magnoliopsida; Poales; Poaceae
Exons: 5
Coding region: 1-1941 (646 amino acids)
Source: RefSeq, a predicted model, not a curated record
AUGGAUCCUGCUAUUGCACGUCGGCGGCUAAUUGCAAAGGCUGUGGUCCUUGUAGCAGUUAUGUCAGCCUGGUUGGAUGCAUGGUUGAGGCACCGACUGCAUGCUAGGAGGUCUAUCACUUAUGGCCCAAUGCACCAAAGAGACCAAGAGAGACAAAACAACCUGAGAUUCAUUUAUGAAUCCACUGAUGUUGAGUGUGUUGACUUACUUAGGAUGAGAAGGGCCCCUUUUAUGCAGUUGUGUGACCUUUUUCGCACUAGGCAGCUAUUGAGAGAUAGCAUUCAUAGCUCAGUAGAGGAGCAGGUUGCCAUGUUUUUACAUGUGGUAGGUCAUAAUCAAAGGUUUAGAGUUGUACACAUGACCUUUCGAAGGUCUAUUGAGACCAUCAGCAGAUACUUCAGGGAAGUGUUGUAUGCUGUUGGUGAACUGAGAAAUGAAAUGAUCUUGCCACCUUCAACUGCUACACCAACCAAAAUUAGAGAUAGCCACAGAUGGUACCCCUAUUUCAAGGACUGUAUUGGUGCCAUUGAUGGCACUCAUGUGCUAGCAAGAGUUCCUAGAAAUCAGAGAGCUGCCUUCCUUGGCAGGAAACACACCACAACACAGAACAUCUUAGCUGCUGUAGACUUUGAUCUAAGGUUUACAUAUGUUCUUGCUGGCUGGGAGGGAUCAGCACAUGAUGCCCUUAUCCUUGCUGAUGCCCUUGAGAGAGAAGAUGGUCUAAAAGUGCCCCAAGGUAAAUUUUACCUUGUGGAUGCUGGUUAUGCUGUCAGGCCUGGGUUUUUACCCCCUUAUCGUGCCACACGAUACCACUUGAGUGAAUAUGGGGGGAGGAAUCCACAGAACCCAAAAGAGCUCUUCAACCUUAGACAUUCAUCACUAAGGGUGACAAUAGAGAGGGCCUUCGUUGCUAAUGAUGACAUUACUUACAUCCUGAUACCAUUGUUGACUAGCAAUGAUGAUUACUACUACUUCUACUUCUACUUUCCUAUGCUGAGAAUAUCUAUCUGUCUUCCCCCUAAUCUUUUACUUGUUCCAGCUAUGGCUGACAUGGUGUCUGGGGUUGGUAGCCAGGGGGCUAGGCCUGCUCUUAGGUGGAGUGCAGCAAUGUCUGGGUUUGUUCUACGCCGUUUUGUUGACUUGAUAGGUACCGGGGUUAGGACUGACAAGGGUUUUAAGGAAAUCCACCUUAACUCUGUUGCUAAAAAUGUCUCCGAGUUCUGUGGCCAAGAAGUAACAGGCCAGCAAGUGUACAAUCACCUUCGUAAGUGGAGGUCUAGGUGGGUCAAAGUUUGCAAACUAAAGGACAUUAGUGGCGCUCUUUGGGAUGAGGAUACCUUUGUCAUAAGCUUAGAAGAGGGUCAUUAUGCUGCUUACAUCAAGGAUCACCCAAAAGAUGCUGAUUACCUCAAUAGGCCCAUAGAGAACUAUAUGGCUAUGCAAAUCAUUUUUGGAAGUGGGGUUGCCACUGGUAGGUUUGCAAUGGGUUCAAAUGAGCCUUUGGGCAAGCCAAGUGACAUUGUUGACAUCUUAGAUGAUGGCAUUGAAGUGACCUCAGAGUUUGUUGAUGCUUCCAAUCUAACUGGCAAGGGAAAGACUGUUGAUAAGGGUACCCCUGGUGACUCCAUUGAUACCAAGCCUAUGUCCAACUUAGGGAAGAGGAAGAGGUACAUGACUGAUGAAGAUGUUGCUGUGUUCAAUGGGAUGAAAGAGGCUGUAUCUGAUGUUGCUGCUGCUGUCCGUGAAAGCAUCCAUGCUGAAGCAGCACCUGGGAUCUACAAUGCUGUAAUCAACUGUCCUGGGUUCUCUAGGGAGGCUCUCAUGUAUGCCCUAAACCACAUGAUGGAGCACAAGGCCACCUCCCUGGUGUUCCUGGACAUGACUCCUGAUGAUCGUGACCUAUGGCUCAAGACUUUCCUAGCCAAGCACUACCACAACUGAUGUG